Molecule: messenger RNA, 2689 nt
Organism: Lepisosteus oculatus (spotted gar)
Lineage: Eukaryota; Metazoa; Chordata; Actinopteri; Semionotiformes; Lepisosteidae
Gene: stx4
Product: syntaxin 4
Biological process (GO): synaptic vesicle fusion to presynaptic active zone membrane; exocytosis; intracellular protein transport
Cellular component (GO): plasma membrane; SNARE complex; endomembrane system
Molecular function (GO): SNAP receptor activity; SNARE binding
Source: RefSeq, a predicted model, not a curated record
CGACUUCCUCCCGGAGGGCGGCGUGAUUGGCCGGCAGAGUCACGCUGCAGCGCCGCUGGCAGGAAAGUUUACUGGGAGCGCAGGAGGAGGUCGAGUGCGUGCCGUCGUAGAGCCCGGGUGCAAAGUCCGUUUUCCGUGUCGGGUCUGGAUGCGAGUGGGGUCGGGGUGCAGCCGAGAUGCGAGACCGGACGAGAGAGCUGGGCGAUAAGGCGGAGAGUUCUGAUGAGGAGGAGGAAGGCAGACCUCUGAUGAUAAAGCCAGGAACAGGGAAAACAUCACAGAAAGCUGCCAAGGAUGAGAACGAUGAAUUUUUCCAGAAGGUGAGAGAGAUCCACGAGGGCCUGGCCGCUCUCACCAUGAAGGUCAACAGCCUGGAGGUCAAGCAGAGGACGAUACUGGGAGUGGCCCUGCCUGAGGAAAGUAUGAAGCGAGACCUGCAGGCGCUGAGGGACGAGAUCAAGAUGAGUGCCAGCCACAUUCAGAAGAAGCUGAAGAGUAUUGAACCCAAAAAGGAAGAGGAGGAUGGGAAGUAUGUGCCUGUCAACGUUAGGAUGCAGAGAACACAGCACGGGAUCCUGUCGCGGGAGUUUGUGGAGCUGAUGGGCAGGUGCAACGCCGUGCAGUCGCAGUACAGGGACCGCAACGUGGAGAGGAUCCAGCGCCAGCUGAAGAUCACUGGGACCAACGUGACGGACGAAGAGCUGGACCAGAUGCUGGAGAGUGGACAGACGGAUGUCUUCACACAAAAUAUCCUAAGGGACACACAUGCCACCAAGCAGGCCCUGAACGAGAUCGAGACUAGGCACGAGGAGAUCCUGAAGCUGGAGAGGAGUAUACGAGACCUACACGAGAUGUUCCAGUACCUGGCCAUGGAGGUGGAGGCCCAGGGCGAGAUGGUGAACCGCAUCGAGAGCAACAUCCUGCAGUCGUCCAACUACGUGGAGAAAGCCACGGCUGACACGGAGAAGGCCAAGGAGUACCACGUGAAAUCCCAGAAGAAGAAGCUGUGCAUCGCGGUGUGCGUGAUCGUCCUCAUCCUUGUCAUCAUCGCCAUCUUGGCCGGCACGUUCGCCAGCUGACGGAGGCCCUGCCUGCCUCACGCCUCCUCCUCCUGGUGCCUUCUCCCGUGCGAUCCUGCUUUCUGCGUCUUCAUCCCUGUGCAGUCCUCACCUGACUCGGAGGAACAAGUCGGCCCAGCACUGAGCAAAUUCCGGACCUGCGGAGGCGUCGUCCGCCCAGACUCCGUCGUCGCCUUGGCCCUCUUGUGGCUUGCCUGAGCCGCGACGAUAAUACCAUGGUCUUCACCCCCCCACGGCUGUUGGCGUGAGGGCGCGUGUGCGUGCGCGGAUGGGUGUGCGCUUGUCUGUCUGUGCGAGAGCAAGCCUCCGCGUCGUGUGUGCGGCCCCUUCCCAGCAGGCCCCGGCUCGGCAGACUGUGUUCCGUGUGCGUCUGGGGUCGGCGAUCGCGCCGGUGACCCACGCCCCUCCAGUCGCGCGGGAAUUUGAAAACAUAUGACCUACUUCGGAUUGGAACAGCAAAAGUGUCUGUUACGCGUUUGAAAUUAUUGCGAUUUAUUUUACUUUGUGUGCAGCUAUUUAUAGUGAACACAUUUUUGUGAGGCGGUUUUAAAAUAUUUCCACACAUUUUUCUUAACGGUUUAAUUAUCAGAUGUUACUGUAGUUGUCCCAGGAUUAACCCUUACAUUAACUGAGUUCUGGCAUGAUGGGAUGGGUGUGGCAAGGUGGCGCAGUGGUUGACGUUGCUGCCUGGCAGCGCUGGGGCCCUGGGUUCAAUUCCUGGGGUGCUGUCUGUGUGGAGUCUGCAUGCUCUCCCCAUGCUCCCAUGGGCUUCGGGUGCUCUGGUUUCUUCCUUGCACCUGUUGCUUGCUGGGAUAGACUGGCUCCCUCAUGACCCUGUACUGGAUGAAGCUGUCAGAACAUGGCUGGAUGGAUACUGUAAUUGGACUUCGGGGAAUAUUAGCAUUUCAGUCAUUUUAGUCUUAUUUAAAUACCUCUGUGUAUCAUUUAUGUUCUGCCAGUGAUGUUUAAAUUUGUUGCCUUAUUUGCUCUGCAGAAACGGGAUAUUUGAAUCUUGUUCAGUUUCUCAAAUUCUCAAAAAGAAUACAAAUUCUUCAGUAUUCCCUCAAGGAGAAGAGGCUCCCGUUUCCAGGCAUGAGGUGUGUGUGUGUGUGUGUCUGCUGUUCCGCUGUUCUGUGUGCGUGUCGUACGUGCGCCCCGGCCGUGCGUGCGCUCUGAAGCCGAAGGGUUUGAAAUGGGCGUCGUGUUGAGCUCCUCGGCGGUCUGUUAAGUCGUUUCGCACCGCCUGUGCCGACCUGACGCGGGAUGUGCCUCCUCGCAGGUCCCGAGCCGGCGCUCGAGCUCAGGACAGGGACGCGCUGGCGUCCGAGCACUGCCAGAUCAAAAUGAGCACCCACCCCCCCCCCCCCUUUACGACAUAGGUGGCCGGGUUCUAAAGGUAUUAGCGUCUGUGUCCUGCCCUACGUGGCAUGCAGCAUCCUCCUGCUGUGUUGGAGGCCUGGAGUGGAGAGCGGGCUCGGCUCUGAGCGUGUGGUUUGUGCCUCGUCCUUGAGGUGAAUUCUGUUUGCCGACACUUUCAUUGUACACUAAAAUAUAACCUGCUUAUACUGACAUUCAAGGUGUUUUUAUAAAAUAAAAUGUUAUUAAUAUUG